Notothenia coriiceps (black rockcod) is the source of this 1509-nucleotide messenger RNA. Its product is annotated as calsenilin-like. NCBI's taxonomy places the organism in Eukaryota, Metazoa, Chordata, Actinopteri, Perciformes, Nototheniidae. The record is from RefSeq and is a predicted model, not a curated record. Gene Ontology annotation, molecular function: calcium ion binding; RNA polymerase II cis-regulatory region sequence-specific DNA binding; potassium channel regulator activity. Gene Ontology annotation, biological process: regulation of potassium ion transmembrane transport; negative regulation of transcription by RNA polymerase II. Bases 405 to 1100 code for a protein of 231 amino acids. The transcript is spliced from 9 exons. Gene Ontology annotation, cellular component: nucleus; voltage-gated potassium channel complex.
GCCCCUACAAACCUCCAACACACACACACUCAAACACACAGAUCAGGACAGAGAGGAGAUGGAGUGAGUGUGGGGUGGAGCCCCUGAGUUGUUGGACAGAUCCUAAAAUGAACUAUCCAGGAGGUAAAACACCAGCUGUUGGAUUUUUUGGAAAGCUUUGGAUCAUUUAAGUCGAUUAACACUAUGAUUGUAAUUUUUCUGCACACAUGACGGACUUUUAAUCCAAACGAGGAUGCUCUGCAGGCAAAUGAGGAUUCUAUUUGUUGCUUUAUUGGUCAGUGGUUGAAGUCAGGGGUUUCUUUUAAGUGAUCCUGGACAAAAUCCCUGACGUGGCAGGAGGAAAUUGACAUCAAGUUUUUUUUUUAGAGGGCUUUUGAACAGGCGGUAUCUAAUGCAAGGCAACAAUGGGAAUGGAUGGCAUGGAAGUAAUUGCCAUUGCUGUUGUAUUCGGGCUGUUUUAUGUCGUGCUCAAACAGUUUGGAGUUUGGGAGCCCUUGUCACUCGAAGAUGACAGUUGUGACGGAGAACUUGAACUCUCCAUGGUGCGUCACCAGCCCGAGGGCCUCGAUCAGCUCCAGGCCCAGACACAGUUCACCAGGAAGGAGCUCCAGUCGCUCUACAGAGGCUUUAAAAAUGAAUGUCCCAGUGGGCUGGUGGAUGAGGAAACUUUCAAAAGCAUUUACUCUCAGUUCUUCCCUCAAGGAGACGCAACCAUGUAUGCACAUUUCUUGUUCCAAGCAUUUGAUAUGGACAGAAGUGGCUCCAUCCGGUUUGAGGACUUUGUUAUAGGACUGUCUGUGUUGCUAAGAGGCUCUGUCACAGAGAAACUUCGAUGGGCGUUCAACUUGUACGACAUCAACAAAGAUGGCUACGUUACAAAAGAGGAAAUGAUGGCAAUAAUGACAUCAAUUUAUGACAUGAUGGGCAGAUAUACCUUACCCAGUGUACGGGAUGAUUCUCCAUAUGAGCAUGUGGAGAGAUUCUUCCAGAAAAUGGAUCGGAACAGAGACGGCGUGGUGACUAUUGAUGAGUUCAUAGAAACCUGUCAAAAGGAUGAAAACAUUAUGGCUUCCAUGCAGCUCUUUGAGAACGUCAUCUAGUUUCUGUUUAGAGACGGGGAUCAGUAAAGCGCUUCCAGCUGCAAAUGAAAUAACUUCAUCCUUCCUGGAAAGGGUAAACCAGGUCGUGCAACAUAUUUGACUCAUUUUAACACACAGUGGAAACAACUAUUACUUUUCCCGUCCAACUGUUCUAUGCAGGGAAGUGUGCAGAAAUCACCACAAGUGUUUUUUUGCAUGAACAUUUUUUUUAUGUACAUGAAGGGAAUGUGAAAAAAGUAAUCACCAGAUGAGCAUGAGUGAAUGCCCAACAAAGCAUGUGAUGCAAACGACAUUGAAGACAAACAAAAAGUAUAUUUAUGUUUGAGUUCUACACAUUGUUGUGUCCUAAAUGUGACCCUGUCAUUGACAUGUUGACGCAAAACCUGCUGAAAUAAAUAAACUACCUUCA